AUGAUUUUGAAACAUGUCUCCACUUUACUGCGGCGUGAGCAUGCUGUGGCAGUCCGCGGUUUCUCCAACGGUACUCAGCCCUCUCUCAAUGGACGAGAAGAUAUGUUCAAGAUUCGCCUGAAUUGUUCCCCGGUAGAGAGAAUUUCGAAAUGUAGUGCCAGCAAUGUACCAAUGUCUAGUGGUAUUUCAACAAUGAGCACAAUGACAGGACCAACAAUUUUCAGAGGAUAUAUGAGCUAUCUGUCCAAACUUCAGGGUAACAUUGCCAGGUGGCUGAAGAAAGAAGGUGAUAAAGUCGCUCCUGGUGAAGUGCUUUGUGAAGUUGAAACUGACAAAGCAACCGUCGAAAUGGAAUGCAUGGAAGAGGGUUUUCUCGCCAAGAUAGUAAAGGAGGAGGGAGAAAAAGGAAUUCAAGUUGGGGAGGUGAUUGCUAUCACAGUUGAAGAGGAAGAAGAUAUUCAAAAGUUUAAAGAUUACAAGCCAAGCUCAUCUGACAGUGGUCCCGCUGCUCCUGAAGAAAAGGCUGCUCCUGAAGCAAAAGCUGCUCCUCCCCCACCAAAGGAAGAGAAGGUCGAGAAGCCAGCCAGUACUCCUGAAGCCAAGACUUCCAAGCCAAGCUCGGCUCCAUCUGAAGAUCGUAUUUUUGCUAGCCCUCUUGCAAAAAAGUUGGCUGAAGAUAAUAGUGUACCUCUGUCAAGCAUCAAAGCCACUGGUCCUGAAGGACGGAUAGUGAAGGCUGAUGUAGAAGAGUUCUUAGCUUCACGCGGUAAAGAAACUACUGCCAAGCCUUCCAAGGUCACCGAUUCGAAGGGUCCAGCUUUGGACUAUGUCACAGCCUCACGUUUGGCAUUCUCAAAGCAAACUAUUCCUCACUACUACUUGACCGUGGAUACAUGUGUUGACAAAAUGAUGAGUCUUAGGAGUCAACUGAAUUCAUUUCAAGAGUCUUCCGGCGGGAAACGGAUAUCUGUAAAUGAUCUUGUUAUUAAGGCUGCUGCAUUGGCUCUGCGGAAAGUUCCUCAGUGCAAUAGUUCAUGGACAGACGAAUACAUUCGCCAAUUUAGCAAUGUGAACAUCAACGUCGCAGUACAAACAGAAAACGGGCUUUACGUUCCUGUUGUCAAGGACGCGGACAAGAAAGGAUUGUCCACAAUUGGAGAAGAGGUUCGAUUCUUGGCUCAGAAAGCUAAAGAAAACAGCUUGAAGCCUGAAGAUUAUGAGGGAGGAACAUUCACAGUCUCCAACUUGGGAGGACCCUUUGGCAUCAAACAAUUCUGUGCAGUAAUCAAUCCACCUCAAGCCGCCAUUCUAGCAAUUGGAUCAGCUGAAAAGAGAGUUGUUGCUGGUAGUGCCCCUGACCAGUUCAACGUCGCUUCUUACAUGUCUGUAACACUUAGCUGCGACCACCGCGUAAUAGAUGGUGCGAUUGGAGCUGAAUGGUUGAAAGCAUUCAAGGGCUACAUCGAGACCCCAGAAUCUAUGUUGCUCUAA
Thlaspi arvense is the source of this 1491-nucleotide messenger RNA. The record is from the annotation of a GenBank genome assembly. NCBI's taxonomy places the organism in Eukaryota, Viridiplantae, Streptophyta, Magnoliopsida, Brassicales, Brassicaceae.